UCUUCCCCCACCCUUAUUCUUGAGCUGGUUACAGCCCUCCUGAGCUGACCGUGUGUGCCUCAUUGUUCAUAAGGCAGCACUGCAGCACUUGCAAAGAGACAGACCCACCCCAGCUCUCUUGACUGCCUCACAUUCUCUUUUCUCUUCCAUCCAGUGACAUCCUCCAGAUCUCUUCACCACCAGCUACCAUGGCUAGCACUAUGUCAGUUCACGCUCAGCCUCAGAUGUCUGGGAAGGAUAUGAACUCCAACAGAAUUGUGGAAGCUUACAAGGAGAAAAUUAAAGAGAUGUCCAUGCUGUCUCUGAUCUGCUCCUGUUUCUACACCCAGCCACAUCCCAACAGCAUCUACCAAUAUGGGGAUAUGGAGGUUAAGCCCAUUAACAAGAGGGCCUCUGGGCAGUCCUACGAGGUGAUACUGAAGGCCCCAGCUGACCUGUCUCCAGACCGCCCCCAGCCCCUCUCCUCCCCCCCUAAGAAGAAGGACAUGUCCCUGGAUGAUCUGCAGAAGAGGCUGGAGGCUGCAGAGGAAAGGAGGAAGUCCCAGGAAGCUCAGGUGCUGAAGCAGCUGGCUGAGAAGCGUGAGCACGAGCGAGAGGUUCUGCACAAGGCCCUGGAGGAGAACAACAACUUCAGCAGAAUGGCCGAGGAGAAACUCAACUACAAGAUGGAGGUCAACAAGGAGAACCGGGAGGCCCUCCUAAAUGCUCUCAAGCAGCGACUCCGUGAUAAGGAAAGGCAUGCAGCUGAGGUCCGUCGAAACAAGGAACUGCAUGCUGACCUCUCUGGAUGAAGACAUUUUCUACAACUUUAUCAAGAAAUUCCACAUCUCAAGAGUUUUGGCUAGGAAAAAAAAAAACUGCAACUUUUUUUUUUAUAUUUCUGUAUCCAAGCUCCUGCAUUGUUCUCCAUCUACAAUAUUAUAAUUAGAAACAAUUGACGAUUAGAAUAUUACUGCUAGUCUAUCCACAAUUUAUUGCUCUGUAUUCUGCUUAUGAACAUUUUCCUAAACUAAUGUUGAUUUAUUAGGUCAACCUUUAGGUUUUUAUUAUCAAGGAGGUGGUUUUGAAAUGUGCAUUACAAAUAUUGCUUCGGAAAAAAAAAAAAAAAAAUCAGUCAGGGUGAAUGAAAUGCAAAACCAAGGUUUAAAUUCAAUGUGUUUCCCAUUUUAUUGGAUUAGGUUAAGGAAGACAGAAAGUAUACGUUUGUGGUUUAUGCCUCUCUUUAAAAUAUUAAACACUGGUUUGAUCACACUAUAUAAUGGUUUCAAAGUUUUGUCAAUUUAAAUUCUGCACUUGCGUAAAGGAAAUAUUAACAUCUGUACUUAAACUGACAAGCAAAUUGAAGCACAAUAUUACUCUUUAUACAUCUCACAGUAAUCCAAAAUCUAAAGGUUGAAUGUCAUGAUUAUUAAAAAGACUGUCAUCGACGUCAUUGUAUAUUAUAAUUGUGUGUUCCAAAUAUCUACUGAUCUUAUGUACGUGUGCAAGAAUUGCUUGAGCCAAAUUAUUUUGUCUUCUUACUGCAGUAGUGGUAGUACGACAUAGAAGAGACAAAAUCUGCAAGAUAUUACGCUGUACAAGAGUGUUUGCUUGACGUGGAAUUCUGACUUGAAGCUUGUUCUUUCUUUCUGUAAAUAUCUUUUGUUAUUAAUAUCAGGAUUGCAUUUUACAAGAUAGUACUUAACCUAGUCAUUCAUUAUAUUGCAUCUCACCGCUGCAUCACCUGUCAGGUUAGUCCUGCAGUUUGUAUAUACCUGUCAGAAAUGUUACCACGAUAAGGCUGAUUAUGGUGCUUUGGAGUGCUGCAGUUCCUCUCUUAACCAGGGGAGGGAGUGUAUUAACACCAGUACGCUGCAGCUCGCUCACCAGAAACUUACUCAAUUAGUCAAAAGGGGGUUUCAGUGGGUUAAAUAACAAUCCAAAUUUAGAAAAUAUACAGUAUUUUGACCAGGGAAUUUGAGUUAACAAAUUGACAAAUUAUUCAGCUUUUACACUGAAGGUAGAAAGGAAUUUGUGUUUGUCUACAUGAGUUUGUUUAAUAGUUAGAAUUGUUUAAUACAGUUAGGAUUUAUGUUUAGUGUUUAAAGAUAUGCCUAUGGUAUUUGAAUAAUUUGUGAGAGGCUGAGAAUAAUUUUAAGGAACGCAAAACAGUUCAUGGUCAUUUUACGAAACAUGUAGCAAAGUGAUCUGUCUUACAUUAAUUUUCUGUAGAAUGUUUUUAUUCUUAAAAGGACAUUAAUGUAUUUAGACUCGUUUUUUGUUGUUGUUUUAGUUAACGCUCCCUGAAUUCUUUAAAAUAAUUAUAAUAAAAGCUAAAUACCACACAAAACAUCUAGGUAUUAGCUAAGAAGUGCCAGUUUUCAUAAAAACCGUAGUAACUUGUCUGUUGGUGGCCAGUUAUGUUUAUAACCUUGCCUUAACCUUGCCUCCUGUACACUGUUCCUUGUGCUGUAUCUUCUUUGUUUGCCGAAGUCUGUGGAAGGCCCUGUUUGACACAGCUUUGGAUAAUUCCCUGCUGAAUUAUCCUAAACUCCUUAAAAAUACUGAUCAUAACUUUACCACAUUACAUUUUGUAGAGGAUUAAAAUGUGCCAUCUUCCAUAGUCCAUAAUGAUAACAGUCAAAGGACACCCUUACAGCUACCUGUAUAACAUAUGUUAGGAUCUCUCACCUGCAGUUCAGUGUCAACUUGGGUUUGUUAUUGUGAACAGAAGUGAUAAUGAAUAAUAAUAAAGUUGGUAAUACACCAUGAA
Messenger RNA from Polyodon spathula (Mississippi paddlefish), 2752 nucleotides. RefSeq names its product stathmin-3-like. Gene Ontology annotation, cellular component: neuron projection; cytoplasm. The transcript has 6 exons. NCBI's taxonomy places the organism in Eukaryota, Metazoa, Chordata, Actinopteri, Acipenseriformes, Polyodontidae. The record is from RefSeq and is a predicted model, not a curated record. Gene Ontology annotation, biological process: neuron projection development; microtubule depolymerization; regulation of microtubule polymerization or depolymerization. The coding region runs from base 189 to 791 and encodes 200 amino acids. Gene Ontology annotation, molecular function: tubulin binding.